UAAAUUAUGUAUCUAUAGGAGAUAGCACGGAAAUUCAUCGGUAUUAAAUACGUAUCUGAUACAUGAUUUAUACGAAGAACAGGCCUAUUAACUCUCUGUUCUUCAACAUAACGUCUCUUUUGUUUAUUUACAUCCGCAAGACUCUGGCCAGAUUGACUUUCACUUGAAAUUUUAAGCAAGUGCUAUAAAAGAAGAAGAAGAAGGCUGCGAAUACACGACUACAUAAGUAUUUAACGGGCCAAAUCGGAAGUAUGGAUGAGCAGGAUGAGUAUUGUUUGUUAAAAAAAGAGCUGAAACAAGUAACCAGAAAAAUUAUGGAGAAUACAUUUAGCAUAUCUAACGCGGAAUGUGCUAAUUCAUCUUGGGACGAAAAUGCAGAGCGUAAACAAUUACGUGAGAUGAUUAAUAAAUUGAUUACGAAUACACGACUACAUAAGUAUUUGACGGGCCAAAUCGGAAGUAUGGAUGAGCAGGAUGAGGUGAAGAAUGAGUGUCGUUCGUUAAAAAAAGAGCUGGAAAAACUAAGCAAAAAAAUGAUUAAGGAGAAUGCACCUAGCACAUCUAACGCGCAAUAUGCUAGUUCAUCUCGGGACAAAAAUGCGGAGCGUAAACAAUUACAUGAUACGUUUGAUAAAUCUAAGUGUUUGAUGGGCCAAAUCGGAAGUAUGGAUGAGCAGGGUGAGCUGCAUGAUGAGUGUCAUCGGUUACAAGAAGGGCUGAAAAAACUAACCGAAAAAAUUAAGGGGAAUAUACCUAGCUCAUUUAACGCGCAGUAUGUUAGUUCAUGUCAGGACAUAAUUAUAGAGCGUAAACAAAUACAUGAUAUGUUUGAUGAACUUGUUGCGAAUGUACGACAUAAGUAUUUGACGGGCGAAAUCGGAAGUACGUAUGAGCAGAGUAAGCUGAAGACUGAGUGUCGUUUGUUAAAAGAAAAGAUGAACAAACUAACCAGGAAAAUUAAAGAGAAUUCACCUAGUACAUCUAACGCUCAAUAUGCUAGUUCAUCUCGGGACAAAAAUGCAGAGCGUGAACAAUUACAUGAUACGUUUGAUAAAUCUGUUGCGAAUACACGACUAUAUAAGAAUUUCAUGGACCAAAUCGGAAGUAUGGAUGAGAAGCAGGAGAAGAAUUGUUCGUCAAAAGAAGAGGUGAAAAAACUAACCAGAGAAAUUAAGGAGAAUAUAUCUAGCACAUGUAAGGCGCAGUAUGCUAGUUCAUCUCGGGACAAAAAUGCGGAGCGUAAACAAUUACAUGAUACGUUUGAUAAAUCUAUGCCCAGCAAUCUUGUGAUAAAAGUUGGACUGCGAUCUAUCCAUGUCAAUAAAUUUGUGGUACAGAAUUGUUCUUCAUAUUUCAAAAAGAUAGACCAAUUUAUAACGUCUGAAGACAGUCAAGAUGUUAUCAGGCUCGAUCAGUUUUCGUAUGUUACGGUUUACACCUAUUUUAAAUAUAUAUAUACCGGCGACAUUGAUCUUGUAUCUUUGGACAAGAAAUUUGAUCUCUUAAUAAUGGCCGAAAAGUUCAACGACAUUCAUUUGCAAACAAGUUGCUAUAAGAAAAUAAAGGAAGAAAUAACUAAAGAAAAUUUAAUCUUUGCUUACAAAACUGCGCAAAGGUAUAAUAACAAGAUAGUGCAGGAAUAUUGUUUUGAAUUCUUCAUAGAAAAUACAGAUGCGAGUAACACGGAUAGCUUUAAAGAAUUGGAUGAACAUACAAGAAGCACUUUUAUAAAUGAAGCGAAAAAAUCUUAUGGUUAUUUUAAGCUAUGA
Messenger RNA from Mycetomoellerius zeteki, 1769 nucleotides. RefSeq lists its product as uncharacterized. NCBI's taxonomy places the organism in Eukaryota, Metazoa, Arthropoda, Insecta, Hymenoptera, Formicidae. Gene Ontology annotation, molecular function: protein binding. The record is from RefSeq and is a predicted model, not a curated record. The transcript is spliced from 9 exons. The coding region runs from base 252 to 1769 and encodes 505 amino acids.